Messenger RNA from Myxocyprinus asiaticus (Chinese sucker), 2305 nucleotides. RefSeq names its product protein FAM110C-like. NCBI's taxonomy places the organism in Eukaryota, Metazoa, Chordata, Actinopteri, Cypriniformes, Catostomidae. The transcript has a single exon. The record is from RefSeq and is a predicted model, not a curated record. The coding region runs from base 340 to 1398 and encodes 352 amino acids.
AUUAUUUUUUAAGUGUGGCUGAAGUGUUCAAAUACUUUUUGGGACACUGACUGCAUAUCCUCUCUAAAUGUAUAGUAUGGGACUGUUAUUCUUCUUCUUCACCCUUUACCUAAACACCUCUCCUGCUAGAGCUUGCUGCCUUGACCUGAAAGUGGGUGGAGUAGAAGUGAGUAGUAUGAACAGGUAAGUUGUGAGUCAGUACUGUGUGCUCUCACCUACUAUCAGAUCUCACACGUCAAACCUUUCCAAAUGAUUAAACAGAGAGGUAGCGGCAUUUACAACUUUCAUGCAACUGGAUCUAACACGGAAUACUGCUCUGUUUGACGCUUGACUGGAUAAAUGCUGAAGAAAACGCAAGGCUCGGCCGACGUGGACGCGUCGCGCAUUCUUGUGAAGGGGCCCGAGUUCUUGAGGAGACAGUUGGAGCGGGAGAGCGAGGCGAAUAAAGGGCGCGUCAGUGCGGUGGAGAGGUUGGCAGCCACUAAACCUCAAUAUGUAAAAAGCCAACAGGCGGUCGGUUCCCAUCAAGAGCCCGUCAUCAGCUUCGGGUCUGCCUCCGUGAGCAGUCAAGGGUCCUCUAACGGGUUCGGUUCCGUUAAGAAAGCCGCUAGUGUUGAUGUUGGAGAUGAUAAACUGUCGCCUCAAGAAGAUUCCAAUGUAGUUAGACGAACCAGCUCGAAAAAACGACCUGACUCGAUUUUAUUAUAUAGACAGAGGUGUGAACUCCUGAGAGGGUCACCACUAGUCGGGAGCAGGAAAUUGAUUAAAAAGGCGUUAUUCUCCACACAAAACAAGACAAAAGCGUUUUCUGAGGCGCAGGGUGGCGCAUUUGAUUCUGAGGUGUAUGAUAAAAAAGACCGCGCGCUUGGAGCCACGCGUAAAGAUUGCGAAAAAGAGACUUCUCGGGUAAUUUUACCUAUCUCAAAAGGGUCAACGAAGUUCGACCUGAAGCCAGGUGAGACAGACGAUGUGACGACGAGGGCACCUAUUCACAAGAGCGUCGAAGACACGCGUGCGCACGAGCGCAAGAGUCAGAGGGGAGUGGCGCGCUCGAGCUCUGAUAUCAGUUCGCGCUACUCGAAAAACUUCGCGGACUUCGACUCGUUCUUCAAAUACUGCGGCCUCGAUGGUGAUGUCAUCGAGUCCCUGGGCAAAGAGAACUUUUACGCGCGCUCGGACGACCUCAGCCUGAAAAUACGAAGCGCCAGCGUUUCGACGUCAGAUGAUGGAUUCUCGAGGAGCAGCGGCGGCCUUCUGGAGGAAGAACUGCAAGUACAAGAGAAGGUCCGUCAAGGCCAAGGGUCGUCAGUCGUUGAGCGCAACGCUCGGAUCAUCAAGUGGCUUUACAGCUGCAGAAAUGCAGCGGAGUCAGGAAAGACUCUUCGAGACCUUGAUUAACUUGUUAAUGUCAAAGGGUCAUCACACAUAAAGUUCCCUUCUAUUUGACAUAUAGCAAUAAAAAGUUAGGCGCAUGAUUCUGUAUCUGUAAAUCAGUUUGCACAUUCAGGAUUACUUAUGGGUGUUGUGUUGAACUCUGUUUCCCACCAGCAGAUCUGUAUGGGGGGAACAGUUUCUUAUGGUAACAUUCUCCGCUGUCAGAAUGCGUUCCCCUAUGCACAAUCCUAAACCUAACCCUUCUCUUCCCUACCCUACCAUAUCCUACCUACCUUAACCCUAACCCUAACCCUAACCUACACUACCCUACCUACCCUAACCCUAACCCCAUACUCUAUCGGGGCUAGGGGGAAACAGAUUCCAACGGGUAACACAUUUCGAUACAACAAUGGGCGAUACCACUUAUUUUCUUUUAGAUCUGAUACCAAGUAGGUUAUUAAGUAAUAUAUUGCUGAUACUGAUACCUCUAUUAUUUUUUUUAUUCAUUUUUUUUUUUUUUCAAAUUCUUGGUAUAAAAUGGGUCAUUUAAUGUAUUAGGCUAUUUUAAAAAUAUAUUUUUAAAACAUUUACAGGUAUGAAAUGGAAAUGUCUUCUUUUUAACCAUAUGAAAAUGAACCAUGGUUUUAAUACAAAGUUAACAAUUGAUCUUUAUAUCUAUAUUAUACAAUAGUGACAGUAACCAUAGUUUAACUGGUAUUUGUAUUAAAAUCAUAGUCAUGGUAAAGUCAUAUUAACCAUAAAAUUUACCAUUGUUACAAAAGUCAUAGUUACUUCAAUACUACUAAAACCGUGACUAAUUAUCUUAAGGGUAUCAUUUAUUAACACAAUGUGUAACUCAAUGCUUUAACAACUUUAAAUGUAAAUAAUCUUACAAACAAACCCAAUGCAAUAAAUAUCAUAUUUAGAUUUG